Molecule: messenger RNA, 2265 nt
Organism: Xenopus tropicalis (tropical clawed frog)
Lineage: Eukaryota; Metazoa; Chordata; Amphibia; Anura; Pipidae
Gene: p2ry4
Product: pyrimidinergic receptor P2Y, G-protein coupled, 4
Exons: 2
Coding region: 190-1821 (543 amino acids)
Biological process (GO): G protein-coupled receptor signaling pathway; transepithelial chloride transport; G protein-coupled purinergic nucleotide receptor signaling pathway
Cellular component (GO): plasma membrane; membrane
Molecular function (GO): G protein-coupled purinergic nucleotide receptor activity; G protein-coupled receptor activity
Source: RefSeq, marked provisional
GGACAAACACAGACAGGGACAAAAGACUACGCUGACUUAGAGAUCCAGAGUCAGAACUUUCCUCUCACAGUCGGCUAUAAGAGACUAAAUGCCUAAAACCAAGUUGGAGAAGAAAGAGACAUGAGGAGGGCAAUCCUGUUGCCUGGGAUGCUGUGUACCGGAGAGUAACAAGGGGCUGUGUUACAACAGAUGGCUGGUGGCAUCAUGGCAACUUUGCACCCUUCAUUGCUCACAACCCUACCGCUGCCAAAGAAUCUAACUAAUAACACAGAGGACAGUUGUGUUUUCAAUGAGGGAUUCAAGUUUUUGCUGCUGCCUAUCUCCUACAGUGGAGUGUUUAUGGUGGGCCUGCCUCUAAACAUAACAGCUAUAUGGAUAUUCAUUGCCAAAAUGCGACCAUGGAACCCCACAACAGUUUAUAUGUUUAACCUUGCACUGUCUGACACACUGUAUGUUCUGUCUCUACCCACUCUGGUCUAUUACUAUGCUGACCAAAACAACUGGCCCUUUGGGGUAGCUCUCUGCAAGAUUGUAAGAUUCCUUUUUUAUGCCAACCUCUAUUCCAGCAUUCUGUUCCUCACCUGCAUCAGUGUGCACCGCUACCGGGGGGUGUGCCACCCUAUAACCACUCUGAGGUGUAUGAAUGCUAAACAUGCCCAUGUGAUCUGUGCACUGGUAUGGCUAUCAGUUAUGCUCUGCCUUGUGCCCAAUUUAAUGUUUGUCACAGUCAGUCCAAAGGUUAAUGGCACAAUUUGUCAUGAUACCACACUUCCUGAAGAAUUUGACAAAUAUGUGGAGUACAGUACUGGAAUUAUGUGCCUACUCUUUGGGAUACCGUGCCUCAUAAUUGCAUGCUGCUAUGGACUCAUGGCAAGAGAACUAAUGAAACCACUUGUCAAUGGGAACCAUCAGACUCUACCAUCAUACAAAAAGAGAUCCAUUAAGACCAUUGUCAUUGUUAUGAUAGCAUUUGCUAUUUGCUUCAUGCCUUUUCACAUCACUCGAACCCUGUAUUAUUAUGCCCGUCUGCUAGGUGUCAAUUGUUAUGCACUCAAUGUGAUAAAUUUCACAUACAAGAUUACACGCCCUUUAGCCAGUGCCAACAGUUGCAUUGACCCAAUACUCUACUUUCUGGCCAAUGACAGGUAUAGACGUAGGCUGAUAAGGACAGUGAGAAGAAGUUCAGUUCAUCACAGGAGGUGUAUGCAUACAAACCACCCAGGGCCCCAUCCAGAGCCUGAGCCCCAUAUGACAACAGGACCUUUACCUGUGGUUUCUGCUGAGGAGACACAGAGCAAUGGCAGAAUGGUGAGAGAUGAGAAUGAAGAAGGUGCCAGAGAGCACAGGGUUGGAUGGACAGCCAGCAAAGACUCAAAGCAAAGGAAGAGUGUGUAUCAUCAAAGCACAAUCAAGAGAAACUCUAUGGACAAAAACAAUAUGAAAGAACACAGACAUGGGGAAAACUAUCUUCCCCAUGUAGAGGUAGUUGAAAAGGAAGAUUAUGUGACAGAAGGAGAGAACAGAAAAACAACUGGACAGGGAGAUAUUGCAGAGAGCAGGAAAACCAAUGAUGAACAGGAUGAGAUUCAGACACAAAUUAGCAGCAGUCUUAAAAAAGGAAAAUGGAGACUGUCCUCAAAGAAGGGUGCAACACAGGAAUAUGAAGAAGGCCAUGUGGAAUCCUCAUGGGAAGCAGAGGGGACCUCUACCUGGAAUCUCCUGACACCUAAAAUGUAUAGCAAGAAGGACAGGUUAGCUAAAAAUGUAGAAGGAGAGAGUUAUUGGAAGGAAAGAGAGCUGCAGAACAUUCCAAAAAUAUAAGAAGGUCUUCUGAUGCAAGAUCAUCGUUACAGGUAUGGCAUCUGUUAUAUGGGCCUGGGCCUUCUGCACAUGGUGUUUUCAGUAAUUUGGGUCACCAUACCUAAUAAACAAGAAAUAAACCCAACAGGAUUGUUUUGCCACCAAUAUGGAUACGUGCAGCUUAGUUACCAUCAAAUACAAGGUCCUGUUUUAUUAUCAGAGAAAAAAAAAUGAUAUCUGGUCUCUGGAUAAGAGACCUCAUACCUGUAGCCCAUAACUGUGAAUUGUAAAUAUUAAUUUGAACAUUAAACUGGUACUUCUAAAGCUUUUCCAGCAAUGAACCCUGUAAAAAGCUGUACAUUAUUGGGACACUAUGAGGAAUUGUCCCCAAAAUAAUGAACUUCUCAGCUGUGUGACAUUGAAAGGGACAAGAAUCUGUUUGCUGUAUUAAAGGUAAAGAGGGCA